Messenger RNA from Cavia porcellus (domestic guinea pig), 2028 nucleotides. RefSeq lists its product as uncharacterized. The record is from RefSeq and is a predicted model, not a curated record. Gene Ontology annotation, molecular function: nucleic acid binding; zinc ion binding. The coding region runs from base 394 to 2028 and encodes 544 amino acids. NCBI's taxonomy places the organism in Eukaryota, Metazoa, Chordata, Mammalia, Rodentia, Caviidae. The transcript has a single exon. Gene Ontology annotation, biological process: virion assembly.
AGCCAUACGGCUCCGAUCUAGGGGCAAUUUUUGUUAUCUGUUUCGUACUCUGUUCCCUGGUGACUGGGGGACGCCCCACACGGUUUCCGUGGUUCACCGUCUGCGAUAGGGUCUCCCUAUCGAUCUGGGGGAUUUCGAUUCCCAAUCUGUGGUCCGUCUGGGCCAAUCUGGAGACACCCUUUGAGGUGACUCAUCUGGGGGAUUUCGAUUCCCAGUCUGUGGUCCGCCCGGGCCAAUCUGGAGACACCCUGUAAGGUGUCUCAUUUGGAGUGAAACUGAUGCGUAUGCAUGUGAAUGAAGUGGCCGGCCUGAUUGUUUUGUGUGUCGUGGGUGCUGUGUUAGGUUAUUUGUUGUACCGCGCUUGCGUUAACCGCCCUGUGACAAUAGAACGUCAUGGGACAGUCGACCUCAUCCCCAUUGUCCCUCACCCUCGACCAUUGGUCGGAGGUGCGGAAGAGGGCUCACGAUCUCUCCUUGCAGGUCAAGAAGAGUAAGUGGCAGGAUUUCUGCUCGACUGAGUGGCCUGCUUUCUCUGUGGGGUGGCCACCAGAGGGGACUUUUCAUCUGCCCCUCAUUCUAGCAGUUAAGGACGUCAUCUUCCGCCCCGGACAAAGGGGGCACCCUGAUCAAGUCGCUUACAUCCUGGUAUGGCAGGACCUCAGGGAGGAACCCCCAUUAUGGGUAAAAUCCUUUCUUCCCCCUUCUGACUCAUCUGUACCAAAGCUUUUAGCUCUGAAAGGACCUCCCACUUCGGCUCCGGUCCUGCCCGAGUCUCAGCCUGAUCUACCCUUACUCGACUAUGACCAGCCUCCUCCUUCCCAGCCGACUCAACCUCCUCCGUACCCACUCUCUCCUCCAGCCUCCUCGUCCGAAUCGAGUGCUGCUUCUCCGUCAGCCCCCUCUUCACCUGAGCUAAAUUCCUCUUCUCCUCCGGUACCCACGUCCCCUCUAUAUCCCCCACUCCCUGCGAUGGCUUGCCCCGAGCCCACACCUCCGGGGCCCACGGGCCCAGCCCAGAACACUCGGAGCAAGCUACGGCUUGAGGAUCCAGUCGUUGCCCUCCCUCUCCGUCCCUAUGGGCCCAUGAUAGACGAUGGGACAGAUGGAGGGCAGAUGCCCGCUUUACAGUACUGGCCUUUUUCUACCUCAGAUCUCUAUAACUGGAAAAACAAUAACCCUCCUUUUUCUGAUGAUCCUUCUAAGCUAACAGGUCUAAUGGAUUCUGUUAUGUUCUCCCACCAACCCACAUGGGACGACUGUCAACAGCUCCUAGGGGUCCUGUUCACCACCGAGGAAAGAGACCGCAUCCUCCUGGAAGCCCGGAAAGCUGUUCCCGGAGAGGAUGGCAGACCCACCCAGAGACCAGACCGGAUCGAUGACUUCUUCCCCUUAAAGCGCCCCAACUGGGACCCCAACUCACCUGCUGGUAGGCAGCAUCUUUCUAUCUAUCGCCAGACUCUAAUGGCAGGUCUCCGGGCGGCCGCAAGGCGCCCCACUAAUCUGGCCAAGGUAAGAGAAGUUACCCAAGGACCUACUGAGACUCCCUCAGUUUUUCUAGAACGCCUGAUGGAAGCUUACCGGCGAUAUACGCCUUUUAACCCUGAGGAGGAAGGCCAAAAAGGCUCGAUAGCUAUGGCCUUUAUAGGACAAUCGGCCCCUGAUAUAAGACGUAAGCUCCAAAGGCUAGAUGGUCUCCAAGACCUGACUCUGAGGGAUCUUGUUAAGGAAGCUGAAAAGGUCUACUAUAAGCGGGAGACAGAGGAAGAGAAAGAGUUAGCUAGGGACAAAAGACGAAACAAGGAAUUAACUAAGAUGUUGGCCACAGUUAUUCAGGGAAAACCUGAGCCAGGAAAGGGAAAGCCCACUCGCCCUCCAUUAGACCCUGAUCAAUGUGCAUAUUGUAAGGAAAAAGGACACCUGAUCAAAGACUGUGAAAAGUUAAAAAAGAAACGGGCCAAAGAAGAACGAGAAAGACAGUCCUCACAGCGAUCCCGAGCCCCCAUGCUCACCCUAGAUGAAGAAGACUAG